AUGGCUAAGAGGAGGGCUGCAGGUAGCUGCUGCUGCUGCCCCAGAGCGCCCAUGAAAGAGGACAAUGCUCGUUUUUGCCUGCUGGCCGGACUCAUCCUGCUCUACUUAUUGUGCGGAGCUGCCAUCUUCUCAGCCUUGGAACACCCAUUUGAGCUCCGCGCACGCCUCCUGUGGAAACAGCAGCUGGACAACUUCACCAGGAGAUACAGGGUCAACCUGGGCGCCCUGCACACUCUGCUGAGGCAAUAUGAGGAGGCAAACGGAGCUGGCAUCAGGGUGGACGCAUUAAGGCCACGCUGGGACUUUUCUGGAGCUUUCUACUUUGUGGGCACAGUGGUCUCCACUAUUGGUUUUGGCAUGACCACACCAGCAACCAUAGCAGGAAAAAUAUUCCUAAUCUUCUAUGGUCUCAUUGGCUGUGCUGCCACUAUCCUCUUUUUUAACCUCUUCCUGGAGAGGAUCAUCACCAUGUUAGCUUACAUCAUGCGCUGGUGUCAUGAGCGUCGGCUGAGGUGUGCUGGAGUUGGGGUGGUGUCGAGCAGGGAGGAGUCAUCUGGUGAAGAGGACAGUCUGGAAGGAUGGAAGCCAUCCGUCUAUUACGUGAUGCUGAUCUUAGGGAUAGCAUCUGUUGUGAUUGCUUGCAGUGCCUCCACUCUGUACAGCUCCAUGGAGAACUGGAGCUACGUGGACUCUCUGUACUUUUGCUUCGUGGCCUUCAGCACCAUUGGCUUCGGGGACCUGGUGAGCAGCCAGAGGCAGCAGUACGAAUCUCAGGAGGCCUACCGGUUUGGAAACUGCCUUUUCAUCUUAAUGGGGGUUUGUUGCAUCUACUCACUUUUCAACGUCAUUUCUAUCGUCAUCAAGCAGACUCUCAACUGGAUCCUGGGAAAGCUGGUCUGCUCAGGGAAGCAUCAGCUCUGUUCCUGCUCCACCCCUGGCUGCUGGCCAAAACGCAUCAAACGCAACGCCGUGCAGCCCAUCUCAUCCCACCACCGCUACACAGACGGCUCGGUUGAGACUGUGUGCGACAGCGAGACGGAUGCGGGCGCGUUGGCUGAAGUACAAGUGGGGCGUCGUUUGUCAGGGGAGAUGAUCUCAGUGAAUGAGUUCAUGGUGUCCAACAAGGUGUCUCUGGCACUGCUGCAGAAACAGCUGAGUGAAACAGCUCACCAGGGCCCGCGGCAGAGCUACAGCCAUCAGAAUGGUUUCUCUGGUGGUGUGGGAGCACUGGGGAUUAUGAAUAAUCGCUUACAGGAAACCAGUGUGGAUAGAUAG
Maylandia zebra (zebra mbuna) is the source of this 1275-nucleotide messenger RNA. The record is from RefSeq and is a predicted model, not a curated record. NCBI's taxonomy places the organism in Eukaryota, Metazoa, Chordata, Actinopteri, Cichliformes, Cichlidae.